Messenger RNA from Cynoglossus semilaevis (tongue sole), 2970 nucleotides. RefSeq names its product transmembrane protein, adipocyte asscociated 1 (gene tpra1). Gene Ontology annotation, molecular function: G protein-coupled receptor activity. The transcript is spliced from 11 exons. The record is from RefSeq and is a predicted model, not a curated record. Gene Ontology annotation, biological process: G protein-coupled receptor signaling pathway. Bases 190 to 1356 code for a protein of 388 amino acids. NCBI's taxonomy places the organism in Eukaryota, Metazoa, Chordata, Actinopteri, Pleuronectiformes, Cynoglossidae. Gene Ontology annotation, cellular component: plasma membrane.
GGCGAGUGUCAGCUGACUUCACGGGAGAGAUUUGUAAACGACGCUAUCAAGCGCUGACAUGUUCCCUAUCAGUGAUCGAUUUGUCGAUCAAUUACAGUGUUUAUGAGUGCAAGUUCAUCACGUGUUUGAAUUAUUUUGUUCUCAGAAAUAUUUCCUAUCGCCUUACAGCCUCGACUUGUUUCUGACACCAUGCUAGCCACAGUGACUGCUGUGGUUAGGUUUGCUCAGUACAAUGGCAGUAUUUCACCCACACCGCUGGAUAACACAACAGCAUUUACAACAUUGAAACCUGAAGAAAACCUCACCAAGCCUCACACAUGUCUGCGAAUUCUCUAUGAGGACGUCAGUGGUUCCAGGGUGCGGUUCUGGGACAUUUUACUGCUGGUGCCCAAUGUGGCCUUCUUCGUAUUCCUCAUGUGGAAGUUGCCCUCUGCCAGGGCAAAGAUACGACUGACCUCUAGCCCCAUAUUUGUCACCUUUUACCUGUUGGUGUUUGUUGUGGCAGCAGUAGGAAUCACCCGGGCCAUUGUGUCCAUGACUGUCAGUGCGUCCAGUGCUGCAACUAUUAUAGACAAAGUGCUGUGGGAAAUCACACGUUUCUUCUUGUUGGCCAUCGAGCUCAGCGUCAUUAUCUUGGGACUGGCGUUUGGUCACCUUGAGAGCAAGUCCAGUAUAAAACGUGUGCUGGCAAUCACUGCUGUCCUCGCUCUGGCUUACUCCAUCACACAGGGAACGUUAGAGAUCCUUUAUCCCGACAGGCACCUCUCUGCUGAGGACUUCAACAUCUACGGCCAUGGAGGACGGCACUUCUGGUUGGCCAGUUCCUGCUUCUUUUUCUUGGUUUACUCUUUGAUUGUAUUUUUACCUAAAACGCCAUUGAGAGAACGGAUAUCUCUUCCAUCUAAGAGGAGUUUCUAUGUUUAUGCUGGCAUCCUGGCUUUACUAAACCUGGUCCAGGGUCUGGGUAGUGCUCUGCUCUGUGCUGAGAUCAUAGAGGGCCUCUGCUGUGUUGAUGUCACCACCUUCCUGUAUUUCUCCACAUUUGCUCCACUUAUUUAUAUCACAUUCCUCAAAGGCUUCUUUGGCUCAGAGCCCAAGAUCCUGUUCUCCUACAAGUCCCAGAUAGAUGAGCCGGAAGAAACUGACGUCCACUUGCCCCCCACUGUUGCUACAACUCUCGGGCGCAAGGAGCAGACCGACCAGAGCCUGUUCUACUCCUCCACCCAGAUCGACGGCUCUGGUCCAAGCAGCUCUCGUAUGGUGGGGCAUUACCUGGAUGAUGUUGCCUCUGGACCUUUUGGGUCCAGCAGCGUGAACAGCAUUGAAGCCGAGCGCUGGAGACCCAUUAACGUGUGAUGGCAAAACGAAAACACACAUCCUCCUUAUCUUAAGAUGUUAUGAACACUGCAUGUGCUAUGCAGAACGAUGAUCCGUGGCAGUGGAACAAAACAUAUGCAAUAUGCAUCUGAACACUAGAGGGUGGACUUUGGCUGAUCAGCUAUGUUGAGGACUUUAAUUUUAACAACUGCUUUUAAAACACUGAUCCCAGGGCGCACUGCUGCUACAGCUCCAACAAUCACAGUACUGACGUAAGGUGUGGCGCCAACAGACUCUUUGUUGAUUGUCUUUCCCAAGCUUUUCAAUGUGGGCUUCUGCUUACUUGUGCAUUCCAACAUAAAAUGCUCAGUUUUCUAGCCUUGGGUGUUUCUGUUGUACUUCAAAUUUGCAUCUUCAUAACAACAGACUGACAUUUCUACAUUCCCACUAAAGCCUUACAUACUCUGAACUGACUGUAUCUCCUGUCCUGUGUUGGGAUCGUGACUCGGCCGUCACCGUGCUGCCGUACAGAACAGAGAAUGUUCUAGUUCAUUGUGACACGUGUGCUUUGUCUUCUGGUUCACGUGCUCUUUUAUCUCAUCAACAAAGCGAACCGUGUGUAUGUGUGUUAUCAUCUUCACUAAAACAUCAUUAGGUAAUUGGUAAACUGUGAAUGCAGACGUUGCAUUAAUGUAGACCACAACUCAAAUGUUAGGCUUUGAACAGCAGUAAUUGUAUCUCGGGCUUAGGUCGGACUAAACUAAUCCUCUAAUUUGUUGCUGAAACUCUUGCACGCCUUCGAUCAUUCCUUCCACUGAAAGCACAUCAGUCAUUUUUGCUCUUGAGGUAGCACUGUGUGUGGCAUUCAAACUGAUGUGCAAAAAUAACUUUAUUUCUUCAGGCCAAGACUCUUCAUGCUGAUGUAAUUCAUUUUCCUGUGCUAUGGAAAAUGCUGACGGCACAAGUUGCUUUUAUGUUGCUGCUAUCCUGUAUUAAGAGUGGUGUAACUGUUAAGACAAGGGGGGUAACAAUAGACCAAAAAAUGCUGAAAUUGUUUGUAUCAUGUUGUGAUAUGUACCAUAUACAGCUCCACUAAAAAUAUAUAUUUUGUUUUCCUUAGAAAAAAUGCUCUUUGUAAUUCUAAGACAUGGUUUAUUGUGCAACAAAUGUCAUGUAUGUGUCUCAACGUACCUGAAGUCAUUAUAUCAUAAUAGUUUAUGUUAGUCUUUUAAAACCACCUUAUUUGAAUUGCCACACUUACUACCAUGUACAAAAACAGUAUGUACUAUACAGUGUAUUGGGGUUUAAAAACAAACAGUAUUUAGUGGUAAGGUGUAAUCAGAAAUUACGGGGAUAUGGUUUUGUUUUCAUUGCUGCAUUGUGGGGAAGUAACAUUUUUCAGAAGACACAGUGGCCAAUUCUACUUUUGUUUUGUUUUCUUGCUGUGAAAAUCGCUUUGUUCCAGAUUAAUCAAAUUAUUUGAAUAUAUGACAAUUGCACCUCGGUAAGAUGUCAGUGCUCUCUCUGGACGUAGAAGCUGUUUGCAGGUGAAAUGAUUUUAUUUAUCUGGAUUGAUUGUAGAAUAUUCAGUUCGUAUCUGAAGUGCAGCUAGCAUUGCACGGGCCACAUAAUAAAAUAGUAAUUUUGUCCUUC